Molecule: messenger RNA, 2388 nt
Organism: Gopherus flavomarginatus (Mexican gopher tortoise)
Lineage: Eukaryota; Metazoa; Chordata; Testudines; Testudinidae
Gene: SOCS4
Product: suppressor of cytokine signaling 4
Exons: 2
Coding region: 227-1534 (435 amino acids)
Biological process (GO): negative regulation of epidermal growth factor-activated receptor activity; positive regulation of proteasomal ubiquitin-dependent protein catabolic process; intracellular signal transduction
Cellular component (GO): phosphatidylinositol 3-kinase complex
Molecular function (GO): 1-phosphatidylinositol-3-kinase regulator activity
Source: RefSeq, a predicted model, not a curated record
CUGUUCAAUUAAUCCAGUCUAUGCUUGUGUCUGAUGGUGAGUGUUAUCUGCUGCUGUCUGGCAUGAGGUCGGGCUCUGAGAUUCCCACCUGCUUAUUCCCCUCCUAAUCUUUUCCAGGGAGCAGCAGAUAUUUCCAGAAAAUGCCUGAAAGAAGCUUCAAGCUGUAGAAACUGUUACAGAAAAACACAACAUAGAGCUCUGGGACUUUUGGAGUUAAGCUAUCAAAAUGGCGGAAAAUAAAGAAAGUAAUAGUAAAAAUGUCGAUGUAAGACCCAAAACCACCCGUAGUAGGAGUGCAGACAGAAAGGAUGGUUAUGUAUGGAGUGGAAAGAAGCUCUCAUGGUCAAAAAAGAAUGAGAAUUGUUCUGAUGGUGAAGCAGCAAGUAGUGUAGGAAAACCAGUGGCUGGUUUAAGGAGCCAAGAGAGGAAGCACAGCUGUUCAUCUAUUGAACUGGAUUUAGAUCGUUCAUGUGGCCACCGAUUUUUAGGCCGGUCUCUUAAACAGAAAUUGCAAGAUGCUGUGGGACAGUGUUUUCCUAUAAAGAAUUGUAGCAGUCGGCACUCUUCAGUACUUCCAUCGAAGAGAAAAAUUCAUAUAAGUGAAUUAAUGCUAGAUAAGUGUCCUUUUCCACCACGAUCAGAGCUAGCUUUUCGAUGGCAUUUAAUUAAAAGACACACUGCCCCUAUAAGUCAAAAAUCAGAAGAUUGGAUAAACCCUGAUUUAUCCCAAAAUGAAGAGAAGGAUGAUCAUCUGAGAGAUGGAGCGAGCACAGGGGGAGGAAACUCUUUCUCACGACCGUGUGACAUUACAGAUAGCAACUCCUGUAAAUGUGAUCCUAGGACUGAAUCGGUUAUGAGUAAGGUGUUAAAGAACAAUAAAGAGGAGAGUGAUAUGGACUCUGAUGAUGAAGUUAUAACACUUUGCACAAGUUCUAGAAAGAGGAACAAACCCAAAUGGGAAACAGAUGAUGAACUGCUACAUUUGGAAUCUCCUCCCAAAUAUCAUACCCAGAUUGAUUAUGUCCACUGUCUUGUCCCAGACCUUCUCCAGAUCAAUAACAAUCCAUGCUACUGGGGCGUAAUGGACAAAUACGCAGCUGAGGCACUACUAGAAGGAAAGCCAGAAGGAACUUUUUUACUACGAGACUCUGCCCAAGAAGACUAUUUGUUUUCUGUUAGUUUUAGACGGUAUAGUCGUUCUCUUCAUGCAAGAAUUGAACAGUGGAAUCAUAACUUCAGCUUUGAUGCUCAUGAUCCUUGUGUCUUCCAUUCUCCUGACAUUACUGGUCUCUUAGAGCAUUAUAAAGACCCGAGCUCUUGUAUGUUCUUUGAACCACUUUUAUCCACUCCCUUACACAGGACUUUUCCUUUUUCCCUUCAGCAUAUAUGCAGAACAGUUAUUUGCAACUCUACAACAUAUGAUGGCAUUGAUGCUCUUCCUAUUCCUCCAUCUGUCAAGUUAUAUCUGAAGGAAUAUCACUAUAAAUCAAAAGUUAGAGUACUCAGGAUCGAUGUACCAGAGCAACAAAGCUAGAAUGUAGUUUUUUGGGGGAAUAGGGGUUGUCUCUUGAUCUGAUAAAAUUUGUGUUGUCCUUCCUUCCUUGAAUUUUUUCCUAUGGCAAUUUGAAUCUUUUCUGCAGAUAAUUUACAGUCCAACUUGAUCUCUCCCUGGGUCUUUCUAUCCAAAUGUCCUUUGACUUUUCCUGCCACCCCUUUUUAGUCAACUCACUCGAGUCUGGUUUUUUGGUAAUGUUCAUACCCUAGGGUUUUAUGGAAUUUCAGGUAGGUUUUGUAGGGUUUCCACAUAGGGAUAGUCUUUAGAUUUAAAAAUAAAAAUUCAUAUUUGAAUUUGGUCUGUCUUUUUAUAUUGUAAUUUGCAUAGGUUGCAGGCAUGUUUGAAAGGUAUGCACUGAACACUAAAGAUUAAUCUGUAUUUUCUAUCUUUUAAAAUGAGUGCUAAUGACCUAUAUAUAAAGUAAAAUUAAUCAGUCUAUUUCUAACACUAUUACUGUGUAUAAAAUAUUAAUCAGUCUUUAUCUUUUGAUGGGCAGUUAUUGCUAUAAAGUUUUUUCUACUUUUUUUUUCUUUAAACACUCUUGACACAGCACUGUUUUAUCUUGCACUGUUAAUCCUGAAAAGAUGGAUAAUCUUCUUACUUCAUUAGUAGCGGGAGGGCUUUUUGUUUAAAUAUGGUGUAGAAAAAAUAGCUACAGAUUGAUCAAAUGCUGCAUCUCCCCAGACAAGAUUGCUUGCUGCCAAAUUCUGUGUGCAAGAAAAUUAUGCAUGGAUAAUCCUCUGGAAAGCUGCACCAUUUUACGUUAUAUUUGUAUGGUCAUUUAUAGAAAUCAAACUCUUGCCUUCUUUUCAAUAAAAUUAUUAUUCUGCUCA